Onthophagus taurus is the source of this 2429-nucleotide messenger RNA. Its product is annotated as facilitated trehalose transporter Tret1-2 homolog. Gene Ontology annotation, biological process: carbohydrate transport; transmembrane transport. NCBI's taxonomy places the organism in Eukaryota, Metazoa, Arthropoda, Insecta, Coleoptera, Scarabaeidae. Gene Ontology annotation, cellular component: membrane. Gene Ontology annotation, molecular function: sugar transmembrane transporter activity. The record is from RefSeq and is a predicted model, not a curated record.
UACUCGGAGUGCGCUUAGUACGUAAGGCCAUACCCCUCGAAACUAACCAAUGAGAGAACGGCUUGUUGACAACACCUCCAGUCCGGUCGGUGGCCGACCAAUUACAUCCGUUCUAUUUCAUCUACCUUCGUACGAAAGAAAAUACCGUUUGAACGUUUUUUUUUGCGUUUUCAAAUUCCGUAAUUUUUCAACAUCGGAAGUCAUGUAAUAUAUGGUGAAGUGAUAUUUAAUGAUUCCGGAGUUCUUUUAAUUCGGAUGAUCGGUACGAACCUGUUCUUGUGGUAACGUUGAGUUAAAUCGUCGGCGCCUAAAGCCGUUGGUGGGGUUGGGUAUAGUAUAAAGUAUAAAUGACCAUGGGUAAACGUCAGUAUGAAAGGUAAUGUGGUAACGAGUCAUUUUCACGUAUACAGAAAAUUGCUUUUGAGUUCGUUUCUUGAGUUUUGUUUAUUUUCGACAUCAAUAUGUCUGGUGGAGGUGAUCCCGGUCAACAACGCAAAUGGUGGGUGAUUUGCCCGGAUUCAAUCCUUCGUAAUAAUCCAUCGAGUAGCGCAUGCAAACGCAAUACAGUGCUGCCGAUAGAUAACUAUAUGAACGCUGACGGUACCAUCAAAAUCGGGGAUGAAUAUAUCACAAUAUCGACUAUUUAUAAUCCGACGGCACAGCAUCAGUUGCUGGCGAACUGUCCAAACACGCCAACAAUAUCAGCUUCAACUACCACUACUAACUUAUCAUCAAUGGAUACAUUACAACAGUUCGGUUCAAAUAAACGAUUAGGAGAGAAUUUAAGAAAUUUUCAACCGGAAAUUGAGCCAUUGAAGAAAAAAGCUGAAGACGACGACCAAGUUUAUAACGAAACAACGACUCAAAAGAUGAAAGGGCGAAAAGUAACUUAUUCUCAAAUCCUCACUGCCGUAUCGGUUUCCAUCGUUUCCUUCGUCAUUGGAUUCGUCACUGCAUACACAGCACCAGCCCAGAAAGGUCUAGAAGAGGACUUAGGAAUCACCAAUUACGAGUACUCGUGGUUAUCUGGAUUUAUGCCAUUAGCAGCUCUUGUAGGAGCAUUAAUUGGAGGUCAAUUAAUCGAAUUUAUCGGAAGAAAAUGGACAAUAGUAGCAACAGCUGUAAUGUUUGUAAUAUCAUGGAUACUAACGGCUUUAGCCACAAAUGUUUACUACAUGUACAUCGCGAGAGCCAUCGUUGGUUUAAGCGUGGGAAUAGCAUCGUUAACUCUUCCGGUGUAUUUGGGUGAGACGAUACAACCGGAAGUCCGUGGAAUAUUAGGUUUAUUGCCGACUGCUUUCGGCAAUAUGGGAAUUGUUUUAUGUUUCACGGCUGGGAGUUAUUUAACUUGGUACCAACUUGGAUAUUUAGGAAUCGCACUUCCAGUGCCAUUUUUAAUAUUGAUGUUUUUUAUUCCGGAAACGCCAAGAUGGUAUGUAUCCAAAGAUAAAGUUGAAGAUGCAAGAAAAGCGUUGCAAUAUUUACGAGGACGUGAAGCUGAUGUACAAAAGGAGUUAGAUGACAUCGAAAAUUCUCAUCAAGAAAGCGUUAAAUUGUCGUCCCAUUCGCAUCUUUCCGAUAUAUUUAAAAAAGCUAAUUUAAAACCUUUGGUUAUAGCGUUAGGUUUAAUGUUUUUCCAACAAUUAAGUGGGAUUAACGCAAUUAUUUUUUAUACGACACAAAUUUUUGAAUUAGCUGGAUCAUCGAUUCCAUCUCAUAUUUGUACUAUUAUUGUAGGUGUAGUUAAUUUUAUCGCAACAUUCAUAGCUACUAUAUUAAUAGAUAAAGUUGGUCGCAAAGUAUUGUUAUAUAUAUCUGGAUCUGUGAUGACUUUAACUAUAAUUAUUUUAGGAAUAUAUUUCUAUUUAUUAAAGAAUUACGAUGAAUUAGUAGAAUCAAUUGGUUGGUUACCCCUAACUUGUUUAGUUUUGUACGUUCUCGGGUUCUCGUUAGGUUUCGGACCCGUACCUUGGUUAAUGUUAGGUGAAAUUUUACCCGCUAAGGUUCGAGGUUCUGCAGCGUCAAUUGCAACCGCUUUUAAUUGGGCUUGCACAUUUAUUGUAACCAAAACAUUCCAAGAUGCUUUAAACGUUCUUGGGGAAUCACUAACGUUUUGGAUAUUCGGCGUUGUAUGCUUAGUAUCCCUAAUAUUUAUUUAUCGAUACGUUCCGGAAACGAGAGGAAAAAGUUUAGAAGCGAUCGAAAGAAAACUUGCCCGCCGACCAUCCACCAUAAAAACACCUCCUUCCGUAGUAUAAAUUAAUUAAUAACUAGCUCAGAUCAAGACUAUUAAGACAAAACUCGCCGCCUUUUAAUGGGUUCUAUUCCGAAUCUCAAGUUCGUGACUCGAAUCUCGACAAUUUAUAUUUUAAUUGUUAUUAUAUUUAUGAUAUUUAUAUUUUUCAUAGUUUUUUUAUUAGAUAAAUUAG